Molecule: messenger RNA, 2171 nt
Organism: Melanaphis sacchari
Lineage: Eukaryota; Metazoa; Arthropoda; Insecta; Hemiptera; Aphididae
Gene: pll
Product: serine/threonine-protein kinase pelle
Exons: 13
Coding region: 202-2124 (640 amino acids)
Biological process (GO): signal transduction; protein phosphorylation
Cellular component (GO): plasma membrane
Molecular function (GO): ATP binding; protein kinase activity; protein binding
Source: RefSeq, a predicted model, not a curated record
UUCCAUAAAUAGUAAAUACUAAAUACGCAGUCAUACAGUCGCAGGUAUUUUAGUAUUCUUAAUAUCUAUUAAGAUUUAAGUUGAUACCAAUUACCAGUUAGAAUGCGUCAUUGGUCAGAAGUGUUAGUGUGUUUACUCAAUACUAUUUUACGACUUUACUUUUAGUACUACUCUACUUUAUAAUAGUUAAGUGUAAAGCUUAUGAUAAUGAGCAACUUAAACUUAAACCAAAAAACCUAUAUUUAUGAAUUGCCAUAUACCGAACGUAAAGAACUCUGCAAUAUAAUUGACAUGAAUGAUAAAUGGGAAGAACUAGGUGGAAAGUAUAUGAAAAUUGACUGUGCAACAUUAUUUAAAAUUAGUAAAGCUCCUAUGAGAAAUCAUUCGUCUACCGAUGAACUUUUAACAUUAUGGGGAGAACAAAAUCAUACAAUAUUAGAAUUAUUUACUAUCUUAUAUGAAAUGCAACACUACAGAGCAAUGAUCAUUCUUAAACCAUUUGUGGAUAAUAAAUAUCAUAAAUUGAUUUAUCAGGGUGAUAAAAGUUUUAGUAACCUAGUAAAGACAGAAACUGGCAAUGAUUUAAAUAAUGAUGCUGGUAAUCUUAUAAAAUUGAACACUGAUAGCAAUCAUAAAAGAGUAAAUAAUCUAGAACAUGAAGAUUUAAUUAAAUCAGGCAAAAUAAAUGAGCAUAUUUAUUCUGAUCCAUCUGUUAUGUUUUCCUCUGCUGAAGCAUGUACGCCUUUGAUAACAUACAAUGAACUUGAACAAGCUACUAAUUACUGGAAUAAGGAAAAUAUUUUGGGAAAAGGAGGUUUUGGAGUAGUUUUUAAAGGCAUAUGGAAAAACACAGCAGUUGCUAUUAAACGUCUUGAAGCUCAGAAAGGAGCAGAACAACAAUUUAAUAUUUUAGAAGCUCAAAGACAACAAUCUUUAAGAGAACUGAAGUAUUUAAAUUCUUGCAGACAUGAUAAUAUUUUAUCCCUUUAUGGAUUUAGCAUUGGUGGUGAAAAACCAUGUUUAGUGUAUCAGUAUAUGAUCAACGGUUCUCUUGAAGAUCGAUUACAAUGUCGACAAGGAACUAAACCUUUAACAUGGUGUAUUCGUUUUAAAAUUGCAACAGGAUCUGCUAGAGGAUUGCAAUUUUUACAUGGAAUGGAUAAACCUUUAAUUCAUGGAGAUAUUAAAAGUGCAAAUAUUCUUUUGGAUCCAUAUUUUGAACCUCGUAUUGGUGAUUUUGGAUUGGCUCGUGAAGGACCUCUUCAAGAAUAUACUCAUGUAAAAGUUAGCCAUGUUCACGGAACAAGACCCUAUCUCCCAGAUGAAUUUUUAAGAGGCAAAAAGUUUUCCACUAAAGUUGAUACUUAUAGUUUUGGUGUGGUACUUUUUGAAAUUGCUACUGGUCAAAGAGCAUAUGACAGUUUAAGAAAUCAUAAAUUUUUGAAAGAUCAUGUUGAAAAUAAUGAUUGUCCAAUUUCUGACAUGGCAGAUGUGAAGGCAGGACCAGAUGAAAACAAUGUUUAUCUUUCUCUCAUGACUAUUGGCAAAAAUUGUGUUAGUUAUAAAGCAAAAGAUCGCCCUGAAAUGGAACAAGUAUUAAGAAAAUUAGAUUGUGUUAUGUUACAAGAAAAGCAUCAAUCUACUAUCAGACACAGUUAUUUACCAACAUUUCAAUAUGAGAUGCAAAUGAGAAAACUUUCAACUCCAUCCGGUUCCUACCAUCCACAGCCAUGGCUAUUUAGUCCUAUUCCGAGUAAUCAAUUGUUAAAACAAAAUACAUCACCUGUACCUCAUUUUGGAGCAUUAACUGUUCCUGAUCAAAUCGAAGGUGUAGUUGUGCCUCAAAUAGAAAUAAAAAACAAUUGUUUUAAAGUAACAAGUAAUCCAGCUUCUACAAGAUCCACAAAUGUCACGCCGUCCAUUAACGAAUCACUUUCAGACAGUCAGUUAGUUAAUAAUAGUGAUCAAGAUUCAACUAGUACACCUCAAUUUGUUGAAUCUAAACUUCAGACUAGCGUUGAAAAAAAAAAUAGUGCUUGGAAUAACUCAAUUCCUGGAGAAUGUGAUGAAUUACCAUUGAUAUCAGAAUUGCGAUUACAAUCUAAUCAAAACUCUAUAAUAUGAUAAAUAAUAUAUUUUAUGUUUAAAUAUUAAUUAUAUAUUUUAUUUUU